Molecule: messenger RNA, 3119 nt
Organism: Ceraceosorus guamensis
Lineage: Eukaryota; Fungi; Basidiomycota; Exobasidiomycetes; Ceraceosorales; Ceraceosoraceae
Exons: 2
Coding region: 191-2983 (930 amino acids)
Source: RefSeq, a predicted model, not a curated record
ACUCUGACUUCCCCCACAAAAGUGCAAACGCGCACCUCACAUUGCUCUGCGAGCAUCACUCAUUCCUUCACUUCCAACUUGUACAGGAGCCAGGAGCUCACAUCUCAAAUCGCACAGGCUGCAUCACAUUUCUCCAUUUGUUCCCCCCUCUCCAGCCCUUUCCCACCCCUCUUUUCUCGACCAGCACAAGAUGACUCCGUUCGCCCGCGUCUUCUUGCUUCUCCUCCCCCUUGUUCAGCUCGCCUGUUCGGUGCCUCUUGGCAACAGCCUCAACGAACGACGGCAGACGAGCGGCGGCGCAGCAGCUGCCUCUCCCUUCCAGGGCAAUGCUCGCUUCUCGAGCUCGAGCACAAGCAACUUCCCUCAAGCUCCACCCUUGCCACCUCUGAGAGCUCUCAACACCCGCCCCGCUGUCUCUUCUGCCCCGAAUGACGAAGAUGCAAGUGAUGCGCAGACCACAACGCCCGCUGCUGGAGACGGCGUUGGCUCUGCUUCAAGCUCAAGCUCAACCGUUCAGGACGACGUCACUAGCACAGUCGAUGAGAGUGUCCAGCCCACCUCAGACUCCCGAGUGCUCGCUGCCACAGCUCAAGCAGCAGACGCUAAUUCCGAGCUACAAUGGAUUCCUUCAGCCGAUGCGAAACAAGGAGAGCAAGAUGGCACGUCCGACUCUGCAAGCAGCGCAGGCAGCGAAGCUGCUUCUGCUUCGGAUGACGACGAGUCUUCGGACAGUGCAGCCUCUUCGGCAAAUCAGCUCGAUUCCACUAACUCCGACUCAACGGACAGCGCCUCGACUCCUGCCUGCGGGGCUGCGGCUCAGCAAUUGAGUUCUGCGCAAGCGAAGAAAUUGAUCGCCCAAGCAGUCUCUUCCGUCACUGCCGCUAUGGCCUCAGCGACCGCUACUGCUACACACACCUUCGAUGAUGGCAUGUGGCACCCCGCUACUUCUUCGGCCAUCCCUUCAGCCACGUCUGAUGCCUCUUUGAACUUCAAGAGCAAUUCUGAAGAUGCAGAGGAGGACGCCUCAGCCUCUGACGAAGUCGGCGACGAAGGCAUGCAAGAUGUCACCUCCGCCGACUCUGCAGCUUCGGGCGCCCAAGACAGCUCAGCAGAUGAGAGUGACGCUUCGGUAGAGCGUCGCAGCAUCUACCAUACUCAUCAUGGGAAAGACAAGAAGAAGGUGGACAAGUCUUCAAAGGUGACACCUCCCGCUUCGAGCACCAAGUCCAAGAAAGGUCACAAGUCGAAGAAGGGCAAGAAGUCCAAGUCGAAGGGCAAAGGCAAAUCCAAGAGCAAAAAACAAAAGAUCUCCAAGAAGCGCGCUUUGCAAAUCGUCGUUGCUGGACCAUAUCGCAGACGUUCGCUGGUCGUGACUGGAUCAGACGGUGCCUCUAUCAGCCUUGUUGGUGGGGAUGCUGACCUGCUGCAGGCUAAUAUCAAGUCAAGCAACGGCGCCUUGAUCCAUUUGAAGUCGAGGGCGCACAACCACCCGCACGAGCAUGACCACGAACACGAGCACGCUCAUGUCCACAGUCACAUUCAUUCCCACGGUCACUACCAUCGUCGUGAUCUCGGAGCGGGCUUGACUUCGCUUGUCGGACAACUCGGCGUUCUGCAGCCUUUGGACGGCGCUAUGUCGGGCACGGGAUUGUCUCAGCUGGUAGCGAACCUCGUGCUCGCUCCUCUGCAGGCCGUCGGUUCUGCAGCUACCAGUGCUCUGGGAGGUGUAAUGUCACCAGGUCGAUUUGCUACUGGCCCCGCAGACCCCAACGUGCCUUCACCCAAUCAAUCCUCUGCGACCAACAGCACUUCGGCGUCAGCCCCUCCUGUCUUUAUGCUCUCGCCCAGCACUAGCUCUUCGGGCGUCAAGCUUCAGCUGAUCGAAAUGCCCGACUCGGAUGGCGGAAGCGGUGCUAAUGCCGGAUGGAAGCAAGUCGAGUUGCAGGCCACGUUGACUACGGCACCUUCCAAUGAGCCGCAUCUCUACUGUGCAACGAUUCGCAAACCCGCUAGUCUUCGUAUGGAAAUCUGCGACGAUGAGGCCUCCAAGACGACGGCCGACGGGUCGGCUCCCGACGAUCAAGCUGCGAGCAGAAGAUUCUUGUACGACCCGACCACUGGCGAGGUUGUGCCAGCGUCCGCUGCUUCUGCAAGGACGACGCCUGCUGCACCUUCCGCACCAAGCUCAAGCGCCGCCUCCAGUAGCACCUCUCUGACUCCAGCCAGUACAUCCACCAGUGGGACCGGCGCACCAGCUCAAGUGGCCUCUAUGCCUGUCCCACCGGCGCCCAAAGCUGCACCGAGCCGCCGUGGUCUUGGCGCCGCCAACCUUGGAGACAAUUCUUCAGAUGCCAAUCAAUCGACGCAAGUAAAGCUAGUCUUCUUCGUCGACGCUCCUAAAGGAGCAGAUGCGAGCGCAGCUCAAGCAGCUCAAGAUGAUGCUUCUUCCUCCGACACGCAGAGUGCAGACAGCAGCAGCAGUGCAGUAACACCGAGCGAUGCAGCACUUCGUCCUGCAUUGGUGUCGGAUGCGCAGGACGAUGCAGCAAAUGCUCACGAGGAGGCGACCGAUGCAGAUGUUGCAGGAGAUUCAGACGGUGACACUAUGCCUGGAGAUGAUGCUUCGUCAGAUGCACCUGCCGACAGCGACACUGGUGACUCUCGAUUUGCCUCCAAUAGCGCCGUUACGGAUUCGAGCGAUGAUGCGCAGGACCAAGAUAGCACUGAUGCUGAUGAAGAAGAUCAAAGCAGCGGAUACUCUGCUUCUUCCUCGGCUCCCGCCAGCGCAACUGCCACCAUCACAGGAACCAGUCUCACUGGCACGAGCGGGUCGGCGUCCGCUACACAGGCCGCUUUAACAGCCACAUCUUCUACCGUGGCCGGCGCCACUGGUGUGCCUUUGCUCUCGGCACAGAUGGCCACUACCCUCUACCCGCAAUCUUCUGCUGCUCCAGCUCCGACAGCAAGUGCCGGCGAUGCUUGAACUUUUCGAAUCGGCUGCACAGAAAGAAACUCAGGCGCCACUUCCCUCAGCUCGCCGUCCGUCUAUCAUACCCGCGCCACCUCGAGCUCCAGACCGAACAACUUCUUACUCUUCUAGUGCUACGUAUAAUCACAUG